This is a messenger RNA of Staurois parvus, 1281 nucleotides long. The record is from the annotation of a GenBank genome assembly. NCBI's taxonomy places the organism in Eukaryota, Metazoa, Chordata, Amphibia, Anura, Ranidae.
UUCAUCAUCACGCAGCUUUUCUUCCGGGCGGAAACCUUCCUAAAGUUCCUGAAGGACUGCAGAGCCAUAGGGAUCACCUGCCCCAUCCUUCCGGGAAUCUUUCCCAUCCAGGGUUAUUGUUCCUUGCGGCAGUUGGUGAAACUCUCCAAGCUCGAGGUACCCAGAGAAAUCACGGAUGUGAUUGAACCCAUGAAGGACAAUGAUGCUGCCAUCAGGAAUUAUGGUAUUGACCUGGCGGUGUCUAUGUGCAGGGAGCUGCUGGACAGUGGAGCGGUACACGGGCUGCACUUCUACACUCUGAACCGGGAGGUGGCUACCAUGGAUGUGCUAAGGCGCCUGGGGUUGUGGCAGGAGGAUCCCAGACGGCCUCUCCCGUGGGCGGUCAGCGCACAUCCGAAGAGAAGAGUGGAGGAUGUUCGCCCCAUUUUCUGGGCCUCCAGACCAAAGAGCUACAUUCACAGGACACAGGAGUGGGAUGACUUCCCGAAUGGGCGCUGGGGUAACUCGUCAUCUCCAGCCUUUGGAGAAUUGAAGGAUUAUUACCUCUUCUACCUGAAGAGCAAGUCGGCACGAGAUCAGUUGCUGAAAAUGUGGGGGGAGGAGUUAAGCAGUGAGGAGAGCGUAUAUGAGGUCUUCACUAGCUACAUAUCUGGGAACCCCAACAAGAAUGGACACAAGGUGACCUGUUUGCCUUGGAACGAUGAUCCGCUGGCCCAAGAAACCAAUUUUCUGAAGGAACAGCUUGAAAAGGUCAACAAAAGAGGAAUCUUGACCAUUAACUCACAGCCUAAUGUGAACGGGAAGCCAUCCACGGAUCCAGUUGUUGGCUGGGGCCCCAGCAAGGGCUAUGUGUUCCAAAAGGCCUACCUGGAGUUCUUUACAUCCAGCGAGAUGGUGACCGCUCUUACCAAAGUCUUAAAGAGAUAUGAACCUCGUGUCAACUACCAUAUCGUCAAUGUACACGGUGAAAACAUCACCAAUGCCCCCGACCUCCAACCAAAUGCUGUGACGUGGGGCAUCUUUCCUGGCCGCGAAAUUAUCCAGCCUACGGUGGUGGAUCCAGAUAGCUUCAUGUACUGGAAGGAUGAAGCCUUUGCCUUGUGGAUCGAGCAGUGGGCAAAGCUUUAUGAGGAGGAAUCACCAUCUCGAAUGAUCAUCCAGUACAUCCACGAUAAUUAUUUCCUAGUCAACUUGGUGGACAACGACUUCCCCCUGGAGAACUGCCUGUGGCAGGUGAUAGAAGACACAUUUCAAGAACAUGACAACCCAACAGAGCAAUGA